Molecule: messenger RNA, 2299 nt
Organism: Hymenoscyphus albidus
Lineage: Eukaryota; Fungi; Ascomycota; Leotiomycetes; Helotiales; Helotiaceae
Source: the annotation of a GenBank genome assembly
UCAUUUUCGAACUUAGCUCUGGUUACGUAGCCACCAUUGGUUGACCUGUCAUUCUUGUGCAUCCAUCCAAGUACAAUGACCUAGACAUUCGAAUAUCAAACCGAUUCAAACGAAGCGAAAGGCAAUUCGUGAAACUCCUCGUCGCUUCAAGCGAGAGCAGCAGGUAAAGAAACCUCUCGCUUCUCCAAAGUGCGGGGCGUUUCGUUUCCCACGGUGGUAAGCCCCCACGCCAAACAAAGCUAAUAAGAAGAUCGAGGGUCUUCGCAGAGCGCAGAGCCCGACCACCCAUUCUUGUUCAUGUCCACUUGACUACAACUACUCUACCUCUCGCUCUUCUCACCACCCAUUCUAUCCCCACUUAUUCACCCUCUUCAUCCCGUCAUCUACUCACUGCCGCUGUCGCUGGCGCUGUCACCAUAGCCUCAAAAGUCUUUUCCCUGGACGCUCCCGAUCGUCCAGAAACCUUGUCAAUCGUCUCAAACUGCCCCGCCAGGAUCUUGCAACACCCUUCGUCAUCGCCCCGAUUGCCGGCUUCUAUCUAGACAGGCACAGGAACCACCCGGAAGUCUACAAGUCAAUUACAAUACAGUUCCACAACACCAUAGCCAUAGCGUAUCAACCACCUUGACAGCAUAAGAACCAUCGCGAAUACUCAACACUUCUUCUACCUACCAUACCACCUUCUAGCCAUGGCUUCCAAUAUGCCAGCCCUCUCAGCCUCGGCGCAGACGCUCGAUAUCUACACAUUUCCCCGCCAUCGUCUUCGACUCACGCAAACCGACCCCACCAAGACACCUCUCGUUCUUGUCGCAUGCGGUUCCUUUUCACCUGUAACAUAUUUGCAUUUACGAAUGUUUGAGAUGGCUGCGGAUUUUGCGAAGUUCAAUACCGAGCAGUUGGACACCCAGUUUGAGAUUUUAGGGGGCUACCUUUCACCUGGUAUUUUGACAUCGUCCGGAUAGUGAUUCAGAAGUGUGCUUACUUUGGCUACUUAGUCGGCGAUGCUUAUAAAAAGGCUGGUUUAGCAAGCGCAGUGCAUAGGUACUUUCGUCGCUGCUCUGCAAUGAACUAUCUCUGACGGCAUUAAUAGGCUUCGAAUGUGCGAAUUAGGGGUCGAUAGAAGCUCAGACUGGCUUAUGGUAGAUCCUUGGGAGGCCAUCCAACCUCAAUAUAUGCCCACAGCUCAAGUCCUCGAUCAUUUCGAGCACGAAAUCAACGAAGUGUUGGGAGGAGCCGAACGACCCGAUGGCUCAAGAGCGCAUGUACGAAUUGCUUUACUGGCUGGAGCAGACUUGAUCCAGACGAUGUCUACCCCCGGGGUUUGGAGCCCCAAGGAUUUGGAUCAUAUUUGUAAGUAUUGAAAACAUUCGUCUGGGAUUUUGACCAAGGGUCAUUUCGUUAUCAUUCAGAAGGGUCCAGGACUACAAACCUGGGCUGCCACGUUCUUACUCAAAAAACUUUCUGACUUCGAGUACAGUGGGUCGCUAUGGCACGUUCAUUGUCGAGCGGAGCGGCACCGACAUCGAUGAGGCACUGGCCCAUCUUGAGCACUGGAAACACAACAUUUAUGUGAUUCAGCAGUUCAUUCAAAAUGAUGUCAGCAGUACCAAGAUCCGCCUUUUCCUGAGACGGCAGAUGAGCGUACGGUAUCUGAUUCCUUCUCCUGUGAUUGAGUACAUCGAGGAAAACAACUUGUAUGAUCAUGAAGACACUGCUUCAGCUGCCGCCGUUGCCAAAGGAAAAGCCAAGUCGGAGGUGGCCGACACGCAAGCUAUAGAGAGCAGCUCCUCAAAAAGCUAGAUAGCUUCCUCGAGAUCUAGCUUUUUAAAACAGGCAAUUGUAUAAUACUGGGGUACACCCACGAAGACACACCCCCGCCCGCCACCUCCAUCGGGUUACCUCCACUGCAACAUGGUAUGCAUUCUUUUGCAUACUGGCCGGGAAUAUAUAUCGGAAUAUAGACAGAACGGGUGGAUUUCUUUUUGCCUGGCGUUUUUCCUGCAUGGGUCGGUUCGUGGUUUCAUUUCAGAAAAUUGGGAGAAGAGGCAGGCUCUACAAUCCUGAGUACAUGACAUAGGUAUGAUUGGUUUGUUGGGUAGAUACAGUGAGAUACAGCGCACGACGAGAGGCUCACGCCCUCGGAUUUUCACAACUAGUGAUUUUGUUCCACGAUUGGGCGGCGGAAUUUGAUGAUCAUUCUAUAUCUUGCGCUUUCGGUUCCCGAUAUUUGGGUAGGGUUGUCUCGACUACGUAGACAGGAUAUUAGGCAAAAUCUAUGAAUCUACAUUUUCGGAACAUA